This is a messenger RNA of Blepharisma stoltei, 636 nucleotides long. Lineage: Eukaryota; Ciliophora; Heterotrichea; Heterotrichida; Blepharismidae. The record is from the annotation of a GenBank genome assembly.
AUGGCAGAUAUAACACUCCACUAUUUCAAUCUCUAUGGAAGAGGAGAACUUGCUAGAUACAUUCUUCACUAUCAUGGCACCCAAUUCACAGAUCACAGAGUUGAGUUCGGUGAAUGGCCAGCCCUUAAGAGCUCAGGUGUUGCUGAAUUCGGUCAAUUGCCUGUUCUUGAAAUCGAUGGAAUUAGAAUGGUCCAGAGCAAAGCCAUUGCCAGAUACUUAUGCCAGAAGUUUGGAUACUAUCCAAACAGCCCAACUGAUGUCUACUGGGUCGAAUCACUUGUUGACCUUAGAGAAGACAUCAUCUCUGAAUACUUCAAAGCUAAAUUCAACAAGGACGAGGAAGCUAUUAACAAGAUCUUCUCAGAAAAACUCCCAGAAUGGCUUAGAAGAGCUGAAGCAAGACUUGAAAGAAACAACGGAGGAAACGGAUGGUUCGUUGGAGAUUCCAUUUCCUUAGCUGAUUUCGCAGUCUUCCAAACUGUGUGGGAUUACUUACUCCGUGAAGAAAAGGCUGCCAAAGGAGCUCCAGCUGUUGAAACUAACGCACCAAAACUCAGAGCAUGGGCUACCAGACUUUUGGAAUCAUCACCAACCUUGAAGCACUAUCUUGAGACCAGAGCCAACUUAGAAGCUUAA